Molecule: messenger RNA, 2194 nt
Organism: Prorocentrum cordatum
Lineage: Eukaryota; Dinophyceae; Prorocentrales; Prorocentraceae
Source: the annotation of a GenBank genome assembly
GGAGGAGGCUUGGGCUCUCCACAGGAGCGCCACGGCUUCCCCCGCGUCGCCGAGCCCGCGGUCCUCGCGCUGGGCGCCAGGCUCGACAGCCCGGCGGCCCGCCGGGCCCGCGCGGCCGCCUCGCGCUUGCGCGCGUCGGCGGCCGUGGGCCUCCGCUCGUGGAGCACGCGGCACCGCCGGCGGCUCCGGGCGGAGGCGCCCCCGGGCAGCAUGCCGGAGAGGAGUUCGACGAGAUGGACGUGGUCGGCGGCAACGGCCGGUGGAGGCAGCGGAGAGCGCUGUCGGAGAGGCGCAGGUGGGAGGUCGAGGAGCAGCUCCGGGCCGGCAGGGACGCGCAGCGCGCGCUGGAGCGGCGCAGCGUGCGGGCGGAGAAGGAGCAGCUGUGGCGCGCGCAGCAGGAGACGAGGAGCGCCGCAGCGCCGAGGCGGCCGAGCGCCGCCGGCGGGAGCUGGAGGAGCAGGCGCACCGCCGGCGGGCGCGCGACGCGGAGGAGGCGAAGCGGCGCGAGGAGCAGGAGAGCGGGAGGAGCGGCAGAGGUCGAUCCCGCUCCCGUGCCAGGCCUGCGCCUGCUCGGGCGAGUGCCGGGACUGACUGCCACGGCAGGGGCCGCUACCUCAGCCUGUUCCUGGUGAGCGCCCUGGGGCACCGCAGCACCGAGCUGGAGUUCGGGCAGAAGUGGCAGGGCUGCGCCGCCUGCGGCGGCCACGACCCCGGGCUGCUCGGCGAGAUGAUCAGGGGCACCGGGAGAUGCGCCGACUGCGGGGGCUCCGGCGAGCUCUCCCCGGAGGACGCCGCGGCGAGGUGGGAGAGGUCCUCCGUGCUGGGGCGGGCCUCCGUGAAGCCCGCCGCCCCGCAGCGGGCCGCCUCGGCGGCCGCGGAGCGGGGCGACCACGAGGGGCCCGCCUGCGCGGCGGCCUGCUGAGGGCCCGCCGGGGGCGCCCCCCGCCGGGCGCCCCUGGGGAGGGGCCACCUCCUCACGAGGCCGGCGGCCCGGCGCCCUGCAGGAGGGCCGCCUCGACGGCUGCUGCGGGGCGGCUGCCGCAGCACGAGAUUCCCGCUCGCGCGGCUGCCUCCCGAGGGCCCGCCGGGGGCGUCCCCCGCCCUGGGCGCCCCCGGGGAGGGGCCACUUCUCGGGCUUGCAGCCCGCCGCCCUGCAGAGGGCCGCCUAGAUGUCCGCGGAGCGGGGCCACCGCAGCACGAGGGUCCCGCUCGCGCGGCGGCCUGCUCUGAGGGCCCGCCGGGGGCGCCCCCGGCGAUCGGCGCUCGCCGCCCCCCCCCCCCUGCCUCUUCCCCCCCCCUCCUCUUCCCCCCCCCGCCUCUUCUCCCCUUGGGGGGGGGCCUGCCAGCAGGGGCGCAGCUGCGCCUGGCGGCGCCAGCCCGGGGAGGAGGGUGCGAGGGCGGCGUUUCGCUCGCCGUCGUCUGUUGAUGGACGAAGGGCUAGCAGAAUCGAGAGUUCUCUUUGCGAUUAUUCCCACGACCUGCUUCAUCUGCUGUCGCGACACCCGACGUGUAGAUCCAGUGAGCAGCACGGUGUUUCGGCGUGCUGCUGCUAAGUGCGAUGCGGCUGUUUCGGCUGUUUCGGCGUGCUGCUGGAGAGUGUUUUUAACUUCGACGCCGUCUGCUGCUAGCAGACCUACGUCUGCAGCCGCGGUUAGAGUCAGCUCGUUUCGAUGUUAUGCAGUUUUUGCAGAGCGGGUCAUCCUUCUCAUCCUCGUCCAUGUCUCCCCCCUCCAUCCUACCUGUUCCUUGUGCUCCUAUCCAUCCUAGCCGAGCUACACGUACAGGCGAUCGCGCCCGCAGUGCCUAAUCUUCGUUCCUCUUUGUCCGCCGCCUCCUCCUCCUCCUCCUUUCUCUCGUCCUUCCGCGGGCUGGAUUUGAAGAGAAGCCGUGCGAAGCUCUGCCGCAAGCUCCGACGUGUCUCAGCGGAGCGACUUUUUCUCGGUCGCGGCCCGGGGCGUCUUCGUAGAAGCGGGCCUUACAGAGCGAUCGCAGUUGUACGCCUGAUUGCCGUUGCGCGCUGCCCGUCCACAGCUAUCAGGGCUACGCUCGACAUCGCUCCCCCUCCACAUGCGAGCUUCCGAGCUGUGGGCCUCAGCGCCACGCGGGCGCAGUCCUCCCUCCUCUUCCUCCUCCUCCUCCUCGAGCAGGAUCGGAGGAGGCCUGUGUGGUGUGGCGUCGGCGUGGCUGCGCGCAA